Messenger RNA from Saccostrea cuccullata (small rock oyster), 1509 nucleotides. RefSeq names its product adiponectin-like. The record is from RefSeq and is a predicted model, not a curated record. The transcript has 3 exons. NCBI's taxonomy places the organism in Eukaryota, Metazoa, Mollusca, Bivalvia, Ostreida, Ostreidae. The coding region runs from base 56 to 697 and encodes 213 amino acids. Gene Ontology annotation, molecular function: protein binding.
UAACCGAACAAGACUAAUCACGAAAACGGUAUAGUUUUUCAACAAAUAACUCCCAAUGAUGCUCCUUUAUUAUUUACCUCUUCUUUUUGCCAUAGUAUCAACAGCUGAACUGACCACCCUCCUGAAAGGCCGGAAUUUGACCAGUCUGGAAGAACGUCUGUCAAAGACAGAACAACGACUGAACGCCACAGAGCGAGUCCUGGGGCAGCUACUGACAGGGAGAAGUGAUGUCGAUCUCUCAUCAUUGGAUGUACUUGUUCUCAGAUCUGGUACCCUGGUCGAUCAAUCAGACCCUGUCAUUUUUUCUGCAUACAAAUCCUCAUCUACAAGCGGUGUCAGUAUCCGGACAAUCAUAAGAUUGAUUCAUACGUACAUUAACAUCGGAAACCACUACCACACAGAAGACGGAAUCUUUAUUGCUCCUCAGACAGGCAUCUACAUGUUCCACUGGACCAUAGCUUCAGGAAGCAGUGACUUUUAUACCCAGCUAACCGUCAGAGGUACAUCUCGUGCGUCGAGUUAUGUCCCUCACCCAGGAGGAUCAGACUCCAGCUCUGCAAUGGUGAUUAUCAACGUGAACAAAGAGGACCAUGUCUGGAUACAGAUUUACGGAUCAGGUGAAUAUGUCUAUGGUGGUAGUAUCGGUGAAGGUAACAUCCAGUCGACCUUCACUGGAAUCCUCCUGAGAAAAACUUAGACUUACACGAUUACAUUAGGAAGAAAGUCAGCAAUCAUGUAUAUCUGCAAUAAAAUAUUUCAGCUGUCAAGGAACAUUUUAUAUUUCAAACAUUGAAAGCACUGACUCAUAAUUCACUCUGGAUAAUCUAAUUAGUUUUUGUGCAGCUUUAAAAAAUUGAUAAAACUAGCUAUUGAUGAUCGCUAUCUGAAGCUGUGAGCCAAACUCCCACCCAUUCACCCCAGUAUUGAUAUUUGCUAGAGAAAUUAGCCAGGUACAAAUUAGGUGCAUAAUACACAGGCACUUGUUUCUGUAAUAAAUUUUUGACCCAUACUAUAGGUCAAAAAAUUAUUACAGAAAUAAGUGCCUGUGGCAUAAUAUGAUUCGCUUUAUCUCUUUGAUACCAGUAACCUUGUAUUUUUUUUCUUGCUCCCAUUUGUACAAUAUCUAUGGAACUAAAAUUUGUAUGUAGUAAUAAAGCUACGGCGCCGCUGGAGGGCCACGUAAAAAUAUUUAUCAUUUCGUACAAAUUAGAAGUUCGUUCUUACAAAUCCAACUUACACCCAUACCUCCAUUUCUAAGGAGGAAAAUCUUCAAAAUCAUAUCUCUGUUUUUAGAUAUUUUUAAUAUUCCCAACAAUCAAAAUGAAUUUCAAUUACCAUACUGGAUUACUGGAUUUCUAAACUUCAUAAAAUACUUACAAACAAGGAUACAUAGCGGGUUCCAGUAAAUGUUCAAGGAAGCACUAGUUAAUGUUCAAGCAAGCAUCUUUCUUGACUAUUUACGAAAAUAUUUAUUGCAUGAAGAAGAAACUUCAUGAAUACUAAAUAUUU